UUGGCAUGGUUGCGCAUUACAGGAUCAGUAAUGCCAGGUGAUUUUUAGAGAAAAGAAACGAAUUUACUUAUAAUUACACUUAGAGUUUCGAUAUUUUAAUUAAUAAAAUAAAGCUUAAAACAUAAUGGCUAAACGAAACAGAUCAUCUCAGAUAAAUAAAGUAGUUGGGAAAAAUGCGCACCAUUCAAGACCCCAAACUGGUCAGAAAGGCGAUCUGAAAGAAAAUAGUAGUGGAGUGAAUUAUUUUCGAUCAUUUUUUGUUGUUAUUAUUCUGGUAUCUAGUUUUAUCCUGAUAUGGAGGAAUCAAAGUUUUGAAAGUGAUGUCGGUAGUACACAGAACAACGAGGCAGUACACCAAGAUCAAACUAAACCUGUCAAAAAACAAAAUAGUGUUAAACAGAUAAAUCGAAAAGCCAAGAAAGAGCCAAUCCAUGAAUUUGGUUCAGAUGAUUAUAAAAACUUCAAGUCUCAUAUCCUGAACAGAUUGCAAGUUAAGAAAAUCAAUGUUGCUGGAACAACAAUCAAAAUUAAGCAGUUGCACCAUCAUCACAAGGACACUACAGUUCAAGCCUAUGUUUUAGAAAAUUUCCUCAGCAUUUAUGAAUGUGAUGCAUUGGCUGCUGCUCAUGACAGCCAUGUUGCUCAAACAUCAAAACUUAACCCACUUCUUUGCUUUGAUUCCAUAAAAACAUUUAGACAGAAUCUAAAAGAAGUCAAUCUAAAAAUUCAGGUCAGCAACAAUGAUUUCCUACAAGGAACAACAUGUAUCAAUGAAAGUUUAUCCCAACUUGUGAGAAAACAUGGCAUGAAAUGGAGUUAUAGUACUUCUUUUUAUCCGGGUGAAAGUAAAUUUUCUCUUGAGUUGCACGAUAGAAUAAAACUGGCAACUGGCUUAUCACCGGAAAAUGGAGGAAAGUUUCAGAUUACUUCGUAUCCACAAAAUGUUGGUUACAAAAAUCACACAGAUUGUACAGUUGGUCAAGCAGAUAAGCGAGAUCGUUAUGGGACUAUAUUAGUGUAUUUGAAAGACGUGGCUAAGGGAGGUGAAACAGCAUUUCCACAACUUGGUUUGAGUGUGACUCCAAAGAAAGGUCUGGCAUUGGUGUGGAACAGUAUGAGUAAAGAUGGCAAGUGUGAUCCAACCUCUAUUCACAAUGCUGCCGAAGUUAUUAAAGGUCAAAAGUAUAUUUUACAAAGAUGGUACUAUUAUCAGAAUUUUCCAAGUCUUGGAAAACGAAUGACAGAACCACCACUCCCAAAACGAAAAGCUAACCAACCCAGAGUCUCGUGUGAUCAGUAUGAAUUUGGUAGUUGUCGAUGGUACGAUGAAUGGAAUUAUGAUCAUAUUACAGAAUAUGUUAGAAAUCAACAUAAAUAUGUGUAACACAAUCAUAGCAAAAAUCCGUAAAUUAGUUAUUCGUUGCUUAGGCCUUAGGCUUCUUAUACAAAACCUUUUCCAUGAUGACCUUUUCAUUGAUUUGCAUUGCCAUCCAAAUUACUGAAAAAAGCAAUGGUAGUGGCAUACCCCUAUUCCCAUUUGAAAAUGGGUGGCACUUUAGCUAGACGAGUAUGUCUCACGUCAGGACCACUCCCAAGCACGAAUUGACGCCGUAGAUGAGAUGAUAAAAUGAAAGGCUCAAAAAUUUCUAAAACCGUUUUCUACUAAGGGAACAUGUUCUCGCCACGUGAAGUGAAAACCACCAACGUGACUCAUUUCUACUUUUUAUCAAUCUGUUGGUGUUGGUGGUGGAGAACAAGCUCAUGCAUGAAAAUAAAAUAUAUGAAGACAAGAUUAUAAUAUGAAAUCACACUGUAUCAACCACGCGUG
Dendronephthya gigantea is the source of this 1828-nucleotide messenger RNA. Its product is annotated as prolyl 4-hydroxylase 2-like. The transcript has 4 exons. Lineage: Eukaryota; Metazoa; Cnidaria; Anthozoa; Malacalcyonacea; Nephtheidae. Gene Ontology annotation, biological process: peptidyl-proline hydroxylation to 4-hydroxy-L-proline. The record is from RefSeq and is a predicted model, not a curated record. Bases 125 to 1384 code for a protein of 419 amino acids. Gene Ontology annotation, molecular function: procollagen-proline 4-dioxygenase activity; L-ascorbic acid binding; iron ion binding. Gene Ontology annotation, cellular component: endoplasmic reticulum.